CCUUUUUCUUUUAUAAGAACUCUCCCUCUUCACCUCUUUGUCUGUGUUUUUACAUCCUCUUUCGUGUGUUUUUAGGGUUCCUCAAUUUCGUACAGUCAUUUUAUAUUUUGUUUUCUUUCUUGCGUUUUCCCCUUUGGAUCUGGAUCUGCGAUUUUUUUUUUAUUAAAAAAGGGUUUCAAAUGGAUACUCGUAAAAGAGGAAGGCGUGAAGCUGGGUUCAACGUUAAUGGUGGCAUAAAGAAAUCUAAGCCAGAAUUGGAAUCUUUACCUGGUGUAGGAAGCAAAUCGAAGCCAUGCACCAAGUUUUUCAGCACUGUUGGUUGUCAAUUUGGUGAGAGCUGCCAUUUUCUGCACUAUGUUCCUGGAGGUUACAAUGCAGUGGCUCAGAUGAUGAACCUUGCACCAGCUGCUCCACCGGCUUCAAGAAACAUCUCAGCAACGACUGCCAUCCCACAGGGAUCUGCCUCUGCAGUCAAAACUCGCUUGUGCAACAAAUUUACUAGUCCCGAAGGUUGCAAGUUUGAUGACAAAUGUCAUUUUGCACAUGGAGAAUGGGAACUUGGCAUGCCUAUUGCUCCAUCACAUGAUGAUCCCCGUGUCAUGGUACCUAUUUCUGGUCGUAUGGGCAGUCGGAUGGAGCCACAGCCCCCAUCCGGUCUUGCUGCUACCUUCGGGGCUUCAGCAACUGCAAAAAUUAGUGUGGAUGUUUCCCUAGCAGGAGCUAUCAUAGGGAAGGGUGGUGUGCACACCAAGCAGAUAUGCCGUCAAACUGGAGCAAAACUUUCUAUCCGGGAGCAUGAGUCAGACCCUAGCCUUAGGAACAUCGAGCUCGAAGGAUCAUUCGAACAAAUAAAAGAGGCCAGUGCGAUGGUUAGAGAAUUAAUCAGCAGCCUAGGUCUGGUGCCAGAUCCUGCCAUAACACCUGGUGUGCAGAAGAGUGGUCAAGGACAUCCAGGAAGCAACUACAAAACUAAGUUGUGCGACAAUUUCGCAAAAGGAAGUUGCACUUUCGGAGAAAGAUGUCACUUUGCACACGGUGCAGCCGAGUUGCGGAAGUCAUUAGUGUGAGGUCUUACUAGUGCAUUCCAAGUAGUUGAUAAGCAGUCUUUUUAUCAGUUAGAGCCUUGAUUAAUAUGCUAGCUGUGCAAUACUAUCUAGUUGCAGUUA
Messenger RNA from Hibiscus syriacus, 1166 nucleotides. Its product is annotated as zinc finger CCCH domain-containing protein 14-like. Lineage: Eukaryota; Viridiplantae; Streptophyta; Magnoliopsida; Malvales; Malvaceae. Bases 180 to 1067 code for a protein of 295 amino acids. The record is from RefSeq and is a predicted model, not a curated record. The transcript has 3 exons. Gene Ontology annotation, molecular function: metal ion binding; mRNA binding.